AUUAUUAUUAUUAUUAUUUGAUGCGUGGAAGAAGAGUUGAGUCGCCUAAGAAAGAUAGCAAUGGCGGCAGGCACACACUACUGUGCCUCUCUGUUCCUUCGUCCUCUCUCUUCUUUCCAACCUAUUCACUUCCCCGGCUUCAAUCCUCCUUCAAUUAGGUCAAGGUUUUCUGGUGCAUCUGUUGCAGUGGUAGUACCAAGGCUUCCCCGUCGGGCUUUUAGAGCACAAGGGUUAGUGGGUGAUGAUUCUGUCACUGCCCCACAACCAGAAUCAAACAAUUCUGAAGAAGCGGGUGCUAGUAUUGACCUAAGUCUUCCAAGAAGAAGUUUGCUUGUACAAUUUACAUGUGACUUGUGUGGUGAAAGAACUAAGAGGCUUGUAAACCGAUUAGCUUAUGAAAGGGGUGCUGUUUUUGUACAGUGUGCAGGAUGUCUACGGCAUCACAAAUUAGUUGACAAUCUUGGACUUAUUACGGAGUAUGACUUUCGGGAGAAAAUAAACAUGGACUCAGAAAUUGAUCAAGUUUGAUGUAAUAGCUCACAAGUAGAGAUCUUUAUGUGACAUUUCUUGAUUAUUUCCAUAAUUCAAAAAUUCAUAUCCAUUAAUAUUUGUGAGCAAAGAUCACAACAAAAAUAAAAAGAAAGAAUCAUAGGUAUAGAUUCUCAUAAUUAAGAUCUAUACACGUGAAAUGAUUUUAUAUUUUGCAAACCAAAUAACUCAAUAACUCCUCAGAGCAAACGAUGGUCACUACGAGAUUGCUAGCAGCUGUAGCUAGUGACAGCUAGCAAAACAGCAAUAGCAAGUCCAGCUGUCGUCCAUAUGUUUCUCCCAUGCUGGUGGUUUGAUGGUGCACCAUUCUGUGAAGAAUUACCAAAAAAGAAACACGAGAUGGUCAAAACAAUGCGAUGCUGAUGAGAUGUUUUAGUGAAUUUGAUUCACAAUUGUAUAUAACUGUAAUGUAAUUUGAUAUUUCACUGGUCAAAGAUAUUACCAGAUUCAGACUUGGUGCUGGUGCCGGUGUUGUGUCUGCAUCUGCUGUGGUAUCAGGUGGUGCUGGGGGACUCUUGCGAAUAAUUGUUGGGGCUGGAGCUGGUGCUUGAUGUCUCCUAUGCUUGUGCCUAUGUCUUCUCCUAUGCUUGUGGGAUGGUGCUGGUGCUGGUACUUCUAUUACGGGUGCUGGUGCUGGCGGUGAAGGAACUGGCGAUGGUGUUGGUGCUGGCUUUGUGGGUGCAGGUGCAGGGGCUGGGGUUGCCUUUGCUGGUGCAGGGGCUGGUGGUGCUUUAGCUGGUGUUGGGGAUAUCUUUGGUGGUGGUAAUGGUGGUGGUGAAGCAACAGGUGGUGGUGUUAGUGGUGGUGGCGAUGCAGGAGUUACAACAGGUGAAAUUUUUGGCGGUUGGGGUGGUGGAAUUUGAGGUGGUGGGGCUUUUGGGCUUGAAGCAGGUGCAACCUUGGGAGCUGGUGGUGUCACAGGAGCAGGCUUGGGAGCCACAUUGGCAGGUGGUUGGGUUGUAGGUGGUGGUUGACUUGUGGGAGGGGAUGAUGCUACCGUUGGUGGUUGUGUUGCUGCCGGUGGUGUGCCAGAAGUUGGGGAAGUUGCAGCUGGGGUUGUUGGUGGAGUGCCAGAAGAUGGGGAAGUUGCAGCUGGGGUUGUAGGAGGCAACUUUGCUGGUGUUGUUGCUGGUGCUUGGGCAUUGGAAGCUAGGAGGCAGCAGAAGCUUACCAAAACCAAAGCCCAUAACGUUGCAGCCAUUGUUUGUUUGGAUUUGGUGGAGACUGGAGGGAGUUUGCUUCUUAUUUAUGGUCUAUGACAAAGCAGAAGGUUGAAAUGUAUGGAUUAUCUGUGAAAGGAGGGAUGUAGCCUUCAUGUGAUUGUGACAUCACCCUUAAUCAUCUAACAAGGAACGUUUAACAAUUAGCUUCAUUUGCAUUAAGGGCCCUGACAUCUUAUAUACUUUAUUUCUAGACUUAAUACCAAAUCCCUUCAAAGUUUAUAUUAUGGUUAGGGCCUAACUUGUAUUUUAAGCAGACCUAAUUGUCAUAUUUACGAAGGUAAAGGUUGGGUGGAUGGAGGGUGGUGCAAGGCAGAAGGAAUAAAAGGCUUCAUGCAAAUGAGGACAUUAUUUCAC
Abrus precatorius (Indian licorice) is the source of this 2126-nucleotide messenger RNA. RefSeq lists its product as uncharacterized. Bases 61 to 528 code for a protein of 155 amino acids. Gene Ontology annotation, cellular component: mitochondrion. Gene Ontology annotation, biological process: protein folding; protein import into mitochondrial matrix; protein stabilization. Gene Ontology annotation, molecular function: zinc ion binding; protein-folding chaperone binding. The transcript has 4 exons. NCBI's taxonomy places the organism in Eukaryota, Viridiplantae, Streptophyta, Magnoliopsida, Fabales, Fabaceae. The record is from RefSeq and is a predicted model, not a curated record.